AUGCUGGAGAAAAUGUUUCUAGUCAUCAUAGAAUGUGUCCUGGGGAGAAUCCUGUUGGAAGUGCUGGAAAGGAAUCAUCCGAGUUGUCCUCCGGAGCGUUCUAGAGAGAAUCCUGAGAAAAUCAGUCCAGUCAUCCUUCGGAGGGUCCUGAGGAGAAUUUUGUUGGUCGGUGCUGAAAAAAAUAAUUAUAGUCGUCCUCUGGACUGUCCUAGAGAAAAUCCUGAUGAGAUUGCUGGAGAAAAUCCUUCUAGUCGUCCUUCGGAGUAUCCUGAGGAGAAUCCUGGUGGAAGUGCUGGAGAAAAUCAUUCUGGUUGUCCUUCGGAGGGUCCUAGUGAAAAUCCUGAUGAGAUUGCUGGAGAAAAUCCUUCUAGUCGUCCUUCGGAGUAUCCUGAGGAGAAUAGUGUUGGAAGUGCUGGAGAAAAUCAUUCUGGUUGUCCUUCGGAGUGUCCUAGAGAAAAUCCUGAUGAGAUUGCUGGAAAAAAUCCUUCUCGAUGUCCUCUGAAGUGUCCUAGAGAAAAUCCUGAUGGGAUUGCUGGAAAAAAUCCUUCUAGUCGUCCUUCGGAGUAUCCUGAGGAGAGUCCUGUUGGAAGUGCUGGAAAAAAUCGUUCUGGUUGUUCUUCGGGGGGUCCUAAAGAAAAUCCUGAUGAGAUUGCUGGAAAAAAUCCUUCUCGAUGUCCUCUGAAGUGUCCUAGAGAAAAUCCUGAUGAGAUUGCUGGAAAAAAUCCUUCUCGAUGUCCUCUGAAGUGUCCUAGAGAAAAUCCUGAUGGGAUUGCUGGAAAAAAUCCUUCUAGUCGUCCUUCGGAGUAUCCUGAGGAGAGUCCUGUUGGAAGUGCUGGAAAAAAUCGUUCUGGUUGUUCUUCGGGGGGUCCUAAAGAAAAUCCUGAUGAGAUUGCUGGAGAAAAUCCUUCUAGUCGUCCUCCGGAGAAUCCUAAGAAGAAUCGUGUUGGAAGUGCUGGAGAAAAUCAUUCUGGUUGUCCUUCGGAGUGUUCUAGAGAAAAUCCUGAUGAGAUUGCUGGAAAAAAUCCUUCUCGUUGUCCUCUGGAGUGUCCUAGAGAAAAUCCUGAUGGGAUUGCUGGAGAAAAUCCUUCUAGUCGUCCUUUGGAGUAUCCUGAGGAGAGACCUGUUGGAAGUGCUGGAAAAAAUCGUUCUAGUGAUCCUUCGGAGUGUCCUAAAAAAAAUCCUGAUGAGGCAACAAGUGUAGCCACAAGUGCCACAGUAAUUAUCGCGAUGGCAGCCGCCUCAAUCGUUGCAAUGGCUAUAGCUGAAAAAGCCGUAGUAACUGUCGAAGUAGUUGCUGCUCCAACUGUCACAGCGGCGCUUACCGCGCGUGCCGCGUGCAAUAUCCUUGAUCAUCGCGGUGGCUGUCACUACGCGUCCAGCGUGCGAGAUUGCCGUAAAAAUCAAUUUCUUCGGGAGUCAUCCCAAUAUGAGACUCGAGACGCCACUCGUUUCGCUCAAGACUGCUUUGAAAUGGAGAAAACUGUGGAUCGUGAUUUUCCAACAUUCCCGAGCAUUUAG
Molecule: messenger RNA, 1518 nt
Organism: Diachasma alloeum
Lineage: Eukaryota; Metazoa; Arthropoda; Insecta; Hymenoptera; Braconidae
Product: opioid growth factor receptor-like
Exons: 2
Coding region: 1-1518 (505 amino acids)
Source: RefSeq, a predicted model, not a curated record